UUGACUCUGACUCCCAUGGCGGCGCAGCUUAUCGUGCACAAUGGGAGCUGCCUCUGCGGCGCGGUUUCGUUCAGGCUCGAGGGAAAACCGCUGUUCAGCUUGUUUUGCCAUUGCACGAGAUGUCAACGCGCUGAUGGCGCUGUCUUCGUAGCCACGAUGCACUUUUCUUCCGCUGCUUUCUCGUGGACAUAUAACGGCGAAGACGUCAAACCUCUGGUCGAAGACAUGGGCGACCUGACGCUCUAUCGCUGCGAAAAGUGCCGCUCUUGUGCCGCCACUCGAAUGGGCCCUGUCGACAGCAACGACAACUGGGCCAUCCGCGGCUCGCAUCUGGAGCGCGACGAGCAGGGAAAAAUUAUCGACUUCGAGAGCGUCAAACCGACUUGCCAUAUUUUCUAUGACACGCGCAUCGUGGACAUUGCUGACGACCUGCCGAAGUGGGAAGGCUUUGCAAACCGCUCCAAGCGGCUGGAUUGA
Molecule: messenger RNA, 477 nt
Organism: Mycena indigotica
Lineage: Eukaryota; Fungi; Basidiomycota; Agaricomycetes; Agaricales; Mycenaceae
Product: GFA domain-containing protein
Exons: 2
Coding region: 16-477 (153 amino acids)
Molecular function (GO): carbon-sulfur lyase activity
Source: RefSeq, a predicted model, not a curated record